CAGAGGGCCUCCACGUUCUUCGUGCCUUGUCACGUCCUAAGUGUAUCACCUCACUCGUACUUUCAUCGCCUGCCACAGCAUCAAGAGAAUGUCUUUGUGGGUAGAUAAGUUCCGGCCCAAGACUUUAGAUGAUCUGCAUUACCACCAUAGUUUGUCAGCACGUCUCAAAUCUCUGGCUGCAUCUGGAGACUUUCCCCAUAUGCUGUUUUACGGUCCCUCUGGGGCUGGCAAGAAGACCAGAGUAACUUGUACUCUCAGGCAGCUGUUUGGUCCUGGCGUAGAGAAGCUCAAGAUAGACCAACGUGUAUUUCUCUCGCCAUCCAAACGGAAGUUAGAAAUCAAUAUCGUUCAAAGCAACUUCCACAUUGAAAUCACUCCUAGCGAGGCCGGCAACUACGAUCGACUGGUUAUUCAGGAACUCUUGAAGGAAAUAGCACAAACGCAACAAGUCGAUCUGAAUGCGAGGCAAAGAUUCAAAGCUGUUGUCAUCAACGAAGCAGACUCCCUUUCUCGGGAUGCACAGGCUGCUCUCAGACGAACUAUGGAAAAGUACAUGUCAAACAUGCGGAUCAUAUUAUGCGCGAACAGUACCAGCAGACUUAUUGCCCCUAUAAAAAGCCGUUGUUUACUCAUGCGUGUUGCUGCGCCAACAACGGAGGAGAUGCAAGUCGUUCUGGAGCACGUCGCCAAGAAGCUCAAAUUUGACAUGCCACCUGAAGCUUCGUCGCAGAUUGCUGAAGAAUCUGGAGGCAACAUGCGAAAGGCACUACUGGUGUUUGAAGCUCUCAAGAUGCAGUCACCUGAUCUAUCGGGUCCCCUAUCGAUUGCGAAACCUGACUGGGAAACAUAUUGUCGCAAGGUCGCCCAGCUGAUUCUCAAGGACCAGUCACCUUCACAGGUCAUGGAAGUACGAAGCAAAUUGUAUGAGCUUUUGAGUCAUUGUAUCCCGCCAACAAUCAUUUUGAAGACAGUUGCAGAUGCCAUUGUCGACUCUGUGGAGGACAACGGGUUGAGGCGAGACAUAAUGCACUGGACAGCUUUUUAUGAGCAACGAAUGCGAAUAGGCAAUAAGAAGAUCUUCCACCUAGAGGCUUGGGUAGUCAAGGUAAUGAGUCUGUACAAGCAUUUCUACAGUGGUUUUGAUCUCGCGGACUUCAAUGAAGAUUUGUAGACAGACAAAAGGGCAUUAAUUACGCGCCAUUUACGUGUUUCGUUACAUCUUGUUGAAACCCUGAGAUAGUAGUUGCUAGGCCCAACGUUCAUGUAUAUUAUAACUCACUAUCAAGUAAUCGGCGGAUGAAUCUAAGAUUGAAAUCAGUUAACAGUUAAC
This is a messenger RNA of Coniophora puteana RWD-64-598 SS2, 1330 nucleotides long. Its product is annotated as P-loop containing nucleoside triphosphate hydrolase protein. NCBI's taxonomy places the organism in Eukaryota, Fungi, Basidiomycota, Agaricomycetes, Boletales, Coniophoraceae. Gene Ontology annotation, cellular component: DNA replication factor C complex; nucleus; Elg1 RFC-like complex. The coding region runs from base 89 to 1171 and encodes 360 amino acids. Gene Ontology annotation, biological process: DNA repair; DNA-templated DNA replication. The transcript is spliced from 11 exons. The record is from RefSeq and is a predicted model, not a curated record. Gene Ontology annotation, molecular function: DNA clamp loader activity; DNA binding.